Sodiomyces alkalinus F11 is the source of this 1763-nucleotide messenger RNA. RefSeq lists its product as hypothetical. The coding region runs from base 442 to 1692 and encodes 416 amino acids. Gene Ontology annotation, cellular component: cytoplasm. Gene Ontology annotation, biological process: transsulfuration. NCBI's taxonomy places the organism in Eukaryota, Fungi, Ascomycota, Sordariomycetes, Glomerellales, Plectosphaerellaceae. The transcript has a single exon. The record is from RefSeq and is a predicted model, not a curated record. Gene Ontology annotation, molecular function: cystathionine gamma-lyase activity; pyridoxal phosphate binding.
GGCCAUCCCAUCACCUCUUCUUAUCAAGCAAACCUCUUCGCCCUUUUCUCGGCCUCCAUCACCCCCCUCCAUAUAACAUAUGUGACCACUUCCACUCGCACUGGGUUUUAUCUUUUUCCUUUCCAGAAGACUGUCCUGCGUCACCUACAUCAUAUGCUUUUCUGAACCUGCAACUCUAUUUUUAUCUCUCCCUCCCCCUUUGUGCAGAUCGCUGCGUCGCGCACUCCUCCUCAUCCCCGACCGUAGCUAGCCGGCGUUACCGCGUUACCUCACACCGCCUGGGUAGAUCUUUAUUCUCCUUUUCCUCUUUCCUCUUUUUUUCCCUCCCUUUUACCGAGGGAAUCGUAUCUCCAACAUCUUCCUUACCUUUUGCUCUGUUCCAGGCGGGCCGGCUCUACAUCGUCUCUACCAUAUCUCCCUCCAUUCCUCACUACUCCCAUCAUGACUGUCUCCGCCGACCACCCCAUUGAGACCCCCCCGAGGCCUCCCUCGCCCGUUCACAAAUUCGGUACUCUCGCUGUCCAUGCCGGCAGCCCUCACGACGCGGCUACGGGCGCCGUCAUCGAGUCAAUCUCCCUAUCCACUACCUUCGCCCAGUCCGCCGUGGGAAAGCCCGUCGGCCAGUACGAAUAUGCCCGCUCAUCCAAUCCCAACCGGGACAACUUUGAACAGGCCAUCGCCGCCCUCGAGCACGCCAAGUACGCUCUCGCUUUCUCCUCGGGCAGCGCCACCACCGCCGUCGUCCUCCAGAGUCUGGCCGCCGGCUCUCACGUCAUCUCCGUAUCCGACGUUUAUGGCGGCACCCACCGCUACUUCACCAAGGUCGCCAAGGCUCACGGUGUCAAGGUCACCUUCACCCCCGAGAUCGAGGUCGACAUCAGCGAACACAUCACCCCGCAGACCAGGCUCGUAUGGAUCGAGUCGCCCAGCAACCCGACCCUCCGCCUCGUUGACAUCCGUGCCGUGGCCACCCAGGCCCACAAGCACGGCAUCAUGGUCGUCGUCGACAACACCUUCCUCUCCCCCUAUGUCCAGAACCCGCUCGACCACGGCGCCGACAUCGUCGUCCACUCCGUGACCAAGUACAUCAACGGCCACUCCGACGUCGUCAUGGGUGUCGCCGCCUUCAACUCGGACGACCUCAAGGACCGCCUCGGCUUCCUCCAAAACGCCAUCGGUGCCGUCCCCUCCGCCUUCGACUGCUGGCUCGCCCACCGCGGUCUCAAGACCCUGCACCUCCGCGCCCGCGAGGCCUCCCACAACGCGACCUCCGUCGCACAGGCCCUCGAGGCCUCCCCGCACGUCAUCAGCGUCAACUACCCCGGCCUCGACUCCCACCCGCACCGUUCCAUCGCCAAGCGCCAGCACCGCAACGCCAUGGGCGGCGGCAUGCUCUCCUUCCGCAUCAAGGGCGGCCACGAUGCCGCCGAGCGCUUCUGCCAGCUCACGUCUAUCUUCACCCUCGCCGAGUCGCUCGGCGGCGUCGAGUCCCUCGUCGAGGUCCCUAGCAGCAUGACCCAUGCCGGCAUCCCUCGCGAUCAGCGCGAAGCCGUCGGCGUAUUCGAUGACCUCGUUCGUAUCAGCUGUGGCGUCGAAGAUGCCGAGGACCUCACGCGCGAUGUUCUCCAGGCUCUCGAGAAGGCCGUCGCUGAGCAGCCCCAGCCCAACGGUGCCAAUGGUGCUGAGCAUUGAAAUGUGAUCACCUAACAACCUUUUUCUUCUUCUUUUCUUCUUCUCGAUUUCUUCUUUAACAAAAAAAAAAA